AUGAAUAUUUUAGUGGCCAGCGGUGGAGCAGAAGCGCAGCCCGUUAUAGUGAAAAACGAAAUGUCUGCUGAAAAUUUCCAUUUUCCCAAGGAUUGUGACCCUCAUGUUACCGCUGUGCUGAAAAUAAUCAUUGCGGUCCCUUCUCCAUCUCUCUAUAUGGCGACACCAAUCGCUUCCCCUUGUGCUCACAACAAGCUCUUUCUAUUAUCGAAGUUCGUCCAGAUCAAGUGAAGUGUUCCCAGAUUUCGAGGAAUCAAAAUGAAGGUCAAAUUUGAUUGUCAUAAGAUGUUAGAACAUAACA
Messenger RNA from Ilex paraguariensis (yerba mate), 301 nucleotides. NCBI's taxonomy places the organism in Eukaryota, Viridiplantae, Streptophyta, Magnoliopsida, Aquifoliales, Aquifoliaceae. The record is from the annotation of a GenBank genome assembly.